Molecule: messenger RNA, 1484 nt
Organism: Labrus mixtus (cuckoo wrasse)
Lineage: Eukaryota; Metazoa; Chordata; Actinopteri; Labriformes; Labridae
Gene: pak1ip1
Product: PAK1 interacting protein 1
Exons: 10
Coding region: 216-1292 (358 amino acids)
Molecular function (GO): protein binding
Source: RefSeq, a predicted model, not a curated record
UGGAGUUGCAAGUGGGGUUUGCCUCAAAAUAGUUGAAGGUAUUUCCAGAACAGAUUAAACAAGCUGUGCUUUGUCGGGUUUCUCUAUGUGCAUUUUGUCUGUCUUUUGUUGGAGUUGUAGUAGCUGUCGCGAACAAUAACUGUCACAUUUUGAGACAAAGGUUUUACGAAAUCUAACUAGCUGACUGCUAGCUUAGCACCAACGUAGCUUCAAGCAUGGCAGCCGUACUGGAGCUGAUAGCGGGGAGCUACGAGCAGGUCACAGUUGGUUACCGAGUGAACACAGAUGAGAAAGAGUGGACAGCAGCGGCAGAUUUCACACACCACGCCCACACAGCAUCCAUAUCAGCUGUAGCAGCAAGUGAGAGGUUUGUAGUCACAGGAAGCAAAGAUGAGACCAUACAGCUUUACGACAUGACCAAGAGAGUUGAACAUGGAGCUUUGCUGCAACAUGACGGCACCGUCACCUGCCUGGAGUUUUACGGGACGUCUCAUUUGCUGAGCGGAGGAGAGGAUGGACUCGUCUGUGUGUGGAGCACGAAGAAAUGGGAGUGUCUGAAAUCCUUCAAGGCUCACAAAGGCCACAUCAACUCACUAUCUGUCCAUCCUUCUGGGAAACUUGCACUCACAGUUGGGACAGAUAAGACACUCAGAACAUGGAAUCUAAUUGAUGGAAGAUCAGCAUUUAUCAAAAACAUAAAACAAAAUGCACACAUUGUCAGAUGGUCUCCAGAUGGGGAUAAAUACGUGGUUGUUGUAAAUGAUCAAAUAGACAUCUAUGACCUGCAGACCGCCUCGGUGAUGGGAACAAUCAAAAACCCAAAGAGGAUCUCAUCCAUUAAGUUCUUAAAUAACUCCAUCCUGGUCGUAGCAGGAGACGAUGAAAUUGUGAGAUUGUGUGACACGGGAAAAGAGAAAUGGGUGUGUGAGUUUAAGGCUCAUGAAACCAGAGUCAAAUCUGUGGACAGUUUCAUGAUGGAGGACUACUGCGUGGUGGUGACAGCUUCAAACGAUGGAUUCAUCAAAAUGUGGAAACUCUAUCUCAAAGAGGAGCUGGAGUCUCCCACUCUCUUGGGGGAAGUGAACACAACAGCCAGACUGACGUGCCUCGCUGUGUGGAAACCUUCAUCAGUGCAGCAGACCACAGAGGAACCAGCAGCUGGGGCAACAUCAUCCAAAGAACUCGCUCAGGAGCUGGCAAAGAUGAAGAGAGUCCGUAUUGCAACAGAAGAAGUCAUAUUAGAAGAUGAGAGCAAACCGAAAAAGAAGAAGAAAAAAGAUAGUGGAAAAUAAGAUUUCAAAUAAUAAAUAGGCUUUAUGAUUAUUCAUGGACUGUUUUACGUCUUGACCUGUUUGUCACUUGUAUCUUUGCCACAGUGAGGUGAUAAAGUACAGCUUUGAAUUGGCAAUAUUAUGUAUAUAUAUAUUUGUUGUUGAUGCUGAGGAGAGAAAAUGAGAGGCAACAAUAAAACAUGUUUUAUUAUC